AUGUUCCAGUCAAUUUCAAAAUCCGCCAUUCGAUAUUUAUCAACUAGUCAAUGUUUAUUAAGUCAUGAGAAUCCAUUAGGUAUACCUAGAUUAUCUAAAGAUCAGAUCCCGCGUGCAUCGCAAGGAAUUCCAAUAAGACAAAAAAUCCCCAAUGUAGCAAAUAUAAUUCUAAUAUCAUCUGCCAAAGGAGGAGUAGGGAAAUCUACAGUAUCGGUAAACACAGCUUUGGCUUUACAUAAAUUAGGUAAGAAAGUUGGUAUUUUGGACGCUGAUAUUUUUGGUCCCUCGAUUCCAAAGUUAAUGAACUUAUCAGGAGAACCACGAUUGUCCGGUACAGGAAAGUUACUACCAUUAUCAAACUAUGGAGUACAAACAAUGUCAAUGGGAUAUUUGAUAAAACCAGAGCAGGCUAUAGUUUGGAGAGGUUUAAUGGUAAUGAAGGCAUUACAACAAUUAUUAUUUGAAGUGGAUUGGUCACCAAUAGAUUAUUUAGUUAUUGAUAUGCCACCUGGUACUGGGGAUACACAAUUGUCAAUUGGUCAAUUGUUACAAAUUACUGGAGCAAUUAUUGUAAGUACACCUCAAGAUAUUGCAUUGAUUGACGCAGUGAAGGGAAUUACUAUGUUCAAUAAGAUUAAUAUACCAAUAAUUGGCAUGGUACAAAAUAUGAGUCAUUUUAUAUGUCCAAAUUGUAAUCAUGAAAGUCAUAUAUUCAAAAGUAAAGGAGCUGAAAAAGUUGCAACUGAGAACAAUUUGAAGUUGUUAAGUUCUAUUCCAUUGAAUGAAGAAAUUUGUGUACAAAGUGAUAGUGGUAAACCAAUUGUUGUCAGUGAUCCAAAUUCACCGGUAUCCAAACCUUAUUUUGAUAUAGCUAAUGAAAUUAUCAAGUUUAAAUAA
This is a messenger RNA of Candida tropicalis MYA-3404, 897 nucleotides long. RefSeq lists its product as uncharacterized. The record is from RefSeq and is a predicted model, not a curated record. Bases 1 to 897 code for a protein of 298 amino acids. Gene Ontology annotation, cellular component: mitochondrion. Gene Ontology annotation, biological process: mitochondrial respiratory chain complex I assembly; iron-sulfur cluster assembly. Lineage: Eukaryota; Fungi; Ascomycota; Pichiomycetes; Serinales; Debaryomycetaceae. The transcript has a single exon. Gene Ontology annotation, molecular function: ATP binding; 4 iron, 4 sulfur cluster binding; ATP-dependent FeS chaperone activity.